Messenger RNA from Darwinula stevensoni, 442 nucleotides. NCBI's taxonomy places the organism in Eukaryota, Metazoa, Arthropoda, Ostracoda, Podocopida, Darwinulidae. The record is from the annotation of a GenBank genome assembly.
UUGCAGGUUCAAAGCACCUCUCAUGUCUAAAGAAACCAAUCCAGGAUCUACCUAUCAUGAUUUUUGUCCCAUUUGUGGUUCAAUACUACCCUUGCCCAAAAGCAAAGGGAAUAUUCAGUGCCAGGUGUGCUCAUUUGCCAUAGAUAGACGAGACAUACAUGGUACCAAGACGACAUACACCAUCUUUUUCAAUGGUCUUCAGAGCCAGGAAUCCCAAUCUGAGCAGGAGCAGUCUGAUGAUGGACCUCUGGUUGAGCGUGAAUGUAGACAAUGUGGUCACAAUGAAAUGUGUUAUGCCACCCUCCAACUACGGUCAGCAGAUGAAGGGCAGACUGUAUUUUACACUUGUCCAAAGUGUGGAGUCCUGGAUGAAGAACCCAUCACAUUGAAUUCAAGAGGAGUCUUCUUCAGUGCUUCCAACUUUGCUUCCAGAGCAGCUAUC